AUGGCCGAGGAAGCCAAGCUCCGCGGCAACCGGUUCUUCACGGCCGGCCAGUACCUCGAGGCCGCCGACGCCUUCACCGAGGCCAUUGGCCUCGAGCCCUCGAACGCCAUCUUCUACUCGAACCGAUCGGGUGCGUACCUCAAGCUCAACCGCGGGCAGGACGCGAUCGCCGAUGCGAAAAAGUGCAUUGAGCUGCGGCCCGAGUGGCCCAAGGGCUACUCGCGCCUCGGGACGGCGCUCUUUUACGUCAAGAAGUACGCCGAGGCCAAGGCGGCGUACGAGCGCGGCCUCACCAAGGACCCGAACGACGCCAACCUCCUCGACGGCCUUCGCAACGCCAAGGCGCAGCUGCCGGACGCGGUUUCGCUCAAGGAGCUCACGAUGGCGUCGCCGCACGCCAAGUUUCGUACGUUCCAGUUUGGCCUUCGAAGCCUCAUGGCCGCGUCCUUUCUGCUCUACUGGACGGCGUGGGGCAGCGCGUCGACGGCUGCGUUUGCAUUUGCGACGUUCUUCAAGCUCGGCGCGGCCAACUAUGCGAGCUUCCUCGCGUGGAACCACGGCAAGCCGCAGAUGAACGCAGCCUACGCACAGCGCGUCGUGACCGACCCGACGACGCAGGCGCUCAUGUUCUGCCUCCUCUUUUGGUUUUCGAGCCCGUACUCGAUCGCGCUGCUGCCCAUCGCGCUCAACGAAGGCGUGCACUUUGCGUCGUUUGCCGGGUCGCUCUUCCUCUCGCUCGGGUCGUCUGUCGGCGCGACGUGCUUUUCGCUUCUGGACCCGAUCAUGCCCUACUACCUCGGGCCGCAGACCGCGUGGCACACGCUCAACAACCACGGCAAGUGGGCCGCUUUGUACCACCGCACGCCGCAGGUGGUGGCGAACCUCGACGUGGGCAUUGGUCUCUGCCUCAUCCUCGAGCUGCUCACGCCGGCGCGCAACUUUAUGCUGCUGCUCAUCUACUGGCAGCUGCUGCGCAUCCGCUACAUGAUCUCGCCCCAGCUCAAGAACGCGUUUAGCCAACUGGACAUGACGCUCUCGGCGCUCGUGCUCCACCCGCGCGCGCCCACGAUCCUCGCGACCGGCUACUCGAAGCUCAAGGACCUCAUGGCCAACAUGGUCAAGAUGCCGACGCCCGAAGAGGCCCAGCAAGCGUCCGCGAUGCCCAAGUGCUCGAUCAUGUAG
Messenger RNA from Saprolegnia parasitica CBS 223.65, 1182 nucleotides. RefSeq lists its product as hypothetical. The record is from RefSeq and is a predicted model, not a curated record. Lineage: Eukaryota; Oomycota; Saprolegniomycetes; Saprolegniales; Saprolegniaceae. The coding region runs from base 1 to 1182 and encodes 393 amino acids. The transcript has 2 exons. Gene Ontology annotation, cellular component: membrane. Gene Ontology annotation, molecular function: Hsp90 protein binding.